UAUCCUCAGCCUUCUCCCUCUCUCCCGCUUAUUUCCAAAGGAGGGGGAGAAGAGAGGCGGGGCUUCGCUAGAGCACCGGCUUCCGGCGUGGACCCUCGGCGCUCUAGGAGGCGGGCCAACCUACCGGAAGUGGCUCGGAAGAGGCAGCGGCGGCGGCGGCCUGAGGGGAGCGAAGUGCGUGUGUGCGAAAGGAGGGCGCCAGAGCGGGCGCGAGCAAGAAAGCAGGCGCGCGGGGCCGCUCCUGCGCGCGCGCCAGAGAGAGAGGAAGAGGGCGCGCGUGCGUGCCCGCGGGUGCGUGAGAGAGAGAGAGGGGAGAGCGCCGGAGAGCGGGCGGACGGACCGACGGAGGGCAGCCAGGCGGACGGGCCAGGCCUGACGGCGGCGACUGAAAGGAGCGAAAGAAGAAGAAGAUGGCGGACGGGGACAGCGGGAGCGAGCGAGGGGGCAGCGGGAGCGGCAGCGGCGGAGGGGGAGGCGGCGGCGGAGGAGGAGGAGGCGGAGGCGGCGGCGGCAGCUUCCAGGGCCACCGCGGCGGCGGCGGGCCGGGCCCGGAGCAGGAGACGCAGGAGCUGGCCUCGAAGCGGCUGGACAUCCAGAACAAGCGCUUCUACCUGGACGUGAAGCAGAACGCCAAGGGGCGCUUCCUGAAGAUCGCCGAGGUGGGCGCGGGGGGCUCCAAGAGCCGCCUGACGCUCUCCAUGGCGGUGGCCGCCGAGUUCCGCGACUACCUGGGCGACUUCAUCGAGCACUACGCCCAGCUGGGGCCCAGCAGCCCCGAGCAGCUGGCGCAGGCGGCCUCCGGCGGGCCCGGCGGGGAGGACGGCGGCGGCGGGGGCGGCCCUCGGCGGGCCCUCAAGAGCGAGUUCCUGGUGCGCGAGAACCGCAAGUACUACCUGGACCUGAAGGAGAACCAGCGCGGCCGCUUCCUGCGCAUCCGGCAGACCCUCAACCGCGGGCCCGGGGGCGGCGGCGGGGGCGGCGGGCCGGGCUUCCCCGGAGGGGGCCCGCCGGGCCUGCAGAGCGGCCAGACCAUCGCCCUGCCCGCCCAGGGCCUCAUCGAGUUCCGCGACGCCCUGGCCAAGCUGAUCGACGACUACGGGGCCGACGAGGACGAGCUGGGCGGCGGCGGCGGCGGGGCGGGCGGCGGCGGCCUCUACGGCGAGCUCCCCGAGGGCACCUCCAUCACGGUGGACUCGAAGCGCUUCUUCUUCGACGUGGGCUGCAACAAGUACGGCGUCUUCCUGCGUGUCAGCGAGGUGAAGCCUUCCUACCGCAACGCCAUCACCGUGCCCUACAAGGCCUGGGCCAAGUUCGGCGGGGCCUUCUGCCGCUACGCCGAGGAGAUGCGAGACAUCCAGGAGCGCCAGCGGGACAAGCUGUACGACCGGCGUGCCGGGCCCGCUGGGCCGGGGAGCGGCAGCGGAGCCGGGGAUGAUUCCGACGGUGACGACGUGGACGACGACUGAGGCUCUUCUCUUCUCCUCCUCCUCCCGGUCCCCCUGCCAGCCAGCCAGCCAGCCAUCGCUUUGACAACCCCCGCCCUUCCCCUCCCCAGCCGCCUCCACUCCACGGCGGAGGUUGCCCUGGAAGGGGGUGGGAUUGGGUGGAAACGGGGCAGGAAACCUGAUCCCAAGCCGCUCUCCUCUGUCAGCAAGGAGAGAGUGCGACCCAGCCACGAGAUGACUUGCACCAGUUCAAAAAUGGCCCCUUGAAUUCCUCGAUCCACCCUACCCCCACCCCUUUUCCCCGGGAUUACAGAAUCUGUCAGCCGCUCGGCCCAUCUUGAAGGACCCGGUUGCUCUUCCUUGCAGAGAUAAAUUCCUGUGACCUCAAUUCAACUUCAGCCCCACCUCAGGUGGAGGGAAGGGGAUCCCUGUGAUCUGAAUUCACCCUGGCCUUCCGAGGCUCCUCAUCUAUCUAAUCUCCAAGAGGUUUUAUUUUGGGGCAGGGAAGGAGAGGAGUUACUUGAAUCUCAUCUCCCUCUCCCCCCCACUUGCAUUUUUAAGAUGGUGUCCCUCUGCUAUUGAAACCAGCAUCCUGGAAACUACAUGGUCACUGAGCACACUUUGAAGGAAGAGGAGAAACCACCACAGCUGUCCAAAUCCGUGGGGUGGGGUGUGUGAGCAGAUCUUGAUGGGGCAAAUUGUUCAGUGUUGUAAAGAUCAACAAUCAUGGACUUAGCCCAUAAAAGUUUGGGGGUUUAAAUAGGGCAGGGAGGGCACCCAGGGUGGGCAGGGGAAGAAACAAACAACCCUGAGAGCUUUCAGAAAUAUAGUUGGGAGUGGGGAGCCUGUAUCUGGACCAAUGUCCACUGUUGUCUUUCUCCCCCCCCCCUUUUCAGAAUUGUUUGUUUAAUUUCUGGGAUGCAAAUUGCUAAGCUCCAGGUGCCUGAACUGGAAUUGAUAAGUGAAUUCAUUUAAAGCUGGCAAGUUCUAAAGAUCUUAAAUGGCUUUAUCUUUUUCUUUUUUAAAUGUGGGUUGCAAACAGGUAGGCUAAAGAAAAACAGGCAUAAAGCACAAGGAACCAGAAUGGACGGGUUGCUACUUACAAGUUUUUCCCCUUCUCUCCAAAUAAGGUGAAAGAGCAAAUGGCUUUAGUAGGAGGUGGAAACUGGAACUGCCUUACCGCAGGCUUCAAAAGAUGACCUAGUCGAAUUAUGGAAUCUGAUGUGUAGAUGGGUUUUUAAAUCUUGAUCAUAAACUGGCAAAAGAAAUGAGUGGCUACAAGUCUGUGAAAAAGAUUGAGUGGGAAACUGAAGGCUUCUUUCAUCGUGCAAAAUCAGUGAACAUGUAUGAAAACAGACACAGAGAACCUCAGGUCCAGAAGCCCAGCAUCAGUUAUUCUUUUAAGAAGAUUUUUUAAAAAAACAAAAAGAGAACUCGGUCCAUUUUCUCAGUACCUCACAUUAUGUUAACAGCAGAGUUGGCAAGAUUGAUGGGAUGGAUUGUUCAGAGCAAUGCAUGCCCUGUGGGAGUUUGAUAUCCAUCGCUAAAGAGGAGCAGAAACCAACCAACCAAGUUCUGUGACUAUGAACGUACCCUAGCAGCAUUUUACCACCUUCAGAUUUUAAUCGUAGACUGGCUACUGCCAAUUCGUCCAGCUAUCCUUCCCAAACAGAGUUGGGUCUCCCCACCCAAGGAAUUGCCUCAUCUAUAUUUUAAAUGGAUUCUUACCUAAAAUAUUUUUUUAAAACUAAUGAAGUCGGUCCUAUCCCCUCAAAAAAGAUGUUUUUAGAUGCACUAUAUACUAGUAACUUUGAACUGAAUGGGAAUUACUGUUCAUUGCAAAGUUUCAGGUAUUGUUUGUGCAACAUCUUAGAGGUAGAAAAACCUUCCUCUGCAAUCUCUAGUAUUUUUUUUUUAAUUGUGCAUGCCUGUCCUUUAUUUGAGCUGCCUUUUUAAUUUAUUGCAUACCCUUAUUACCUUAUUUUGGUAUUCUUAUCUAUACUAUCUUUGUUUUGUAUUUAUUAGAAAGCAAGGAGACAUAUAAAAGGCAUUUCUUCACACAGUUGUGGCUAGAGUGGGGAAACUGGCUGGAUUUUUUUUUAAAAAAAAAUUGUUAUAACGGUUAUAAAGAUCAGCAAAUAAUGUCAGUAAUUUACCACAAAAUGUUCAGCCACACACAUGAUUGUCUAUUUUAAAGCUAAUUCUUUAUUCCCAGUAUCAAUGGUGGAUCUCUUUAUCGUAUCUUUGAAGAAACUUUUCUUUCCAUUUUUCUCCGUCGCAAAGAACUUGUUUCCUGACUUGUAAUGGGAGCAAUAGUAUUUCUUGAUGUUUUAAUUACAUCCGUAUACUUGUACUGUAUUUUGUACUCUCCAAGGCAGCUGUUUUCAAUAAUGUCCUGCUGUAUUUACCUAUGUAUUUUUGUUCAAAUGUAUGUAGUUCUUUGCUGCGGAGAACAAUUUUCACCAACAAAAGUUUCAGCAGACAGGUUAACUGGGAUACUGCAGCCCUCUAGGAUUGCAGGAAACUCUGCUCAACUAAUUAGAACUUUAGGCAGCAAUGAAAAUUAAGGCUGCAAAUGCUUGGUGUAUAUUGCUGUAACUCUUCACUCGUUUUAAAACUGUACAGUACUUGUAUAGACCAACGAUGUUUUGUUGCUUGAGUGAUAAUUGGGUUUUUUUUUCUUUUGUUGCUCAGCUGCUGUGAGCCAAUUAAGUUCUUGCAAAGAUGCAGUACCUCUCCUUUUCAGGAGGAUUUUUUGGCUGAAUUGCAGUAACUAGCCUUACCUUUGUAUUAUUAUGUGGUAGUGACAGGGUUUUGACUGUCCCUGGCUGGUGGCUGCAUACGCUAUCAUUAGCUGCCUAGGAAAUGUGUGGAAGUGGACAGGAGCAUAUAUCAAUUGUAUGCCAGGAACUCUGCCAUAUAUGGUGUUGGCUUUGGCAACCAGAAAAAGUCUCCUGUAGUCAUUAGACCAGUUAAGCUGAUGUAUAUUAAGUACACAGAUUUGUACAGCCCUCCGAGAUGCACAGGUGGUGACAGUGCAGUGUGUCAGUAAGAAGGUCUAAACGAAACCCAUGGGCCUGCUUGUGCCCAGUUAAGUAUCCGUGGUAGGUUUUUAAAUUUUUAACUAAUACUGAGGUUAUCGCACCAUAACAGGCUAUUGGCCAAGCCUCUUGGUGUGGAAAGAUGGGUCCUAGUGGUGCAAGGCAUUAAGUGCCGAGGUUCACUGAGGAAAUCAUUCCUUGUGGUGGUUGCACAAUAGAGCUCUGGAGAAUGGGAGGCAAUGGGGGGAAAGGGGGCUUGCCUGAAAUCUAUACAGCUUUGAAUGUGUUUCUCUCUCGCUCUCUUUGUGAAACUUGAAACUUUUAUGCUUAAAACAGUGGAGAACACAAAAAAGAUCAUUUCAGGGUCAUUUGGAAUCAUUGGCCUCUAAUGCAAGAAGAAUCCUAACUGGCAUAGGGCUGAGUGUUAAACAUCUAUUCUCCCUCACACACACACACACACCCGGCCUCCGCAUUCCUUGUAGAAGUCACACCUUAAAAAUCACACUGCUCUCCAAGCCUAGUAGUUUUGUCCUGGUGAUUCGCUUCCACAAAUUCUGAAUAGGCAGCCAUAUGCAUGUUCAAAAGCACUGCAGUUUGUGUGGUGGGGAUUUUCUGCCAAAUUGGGAAAAUGUAUUAUCUAGAUUACAUCUGAGAUGAGCAAAUCUUGUUAUCCCCAUUUAUUUUCUUUUGCUUAAAUGUCAAUUUAGGUAAAAGCUUCCCCUUUUACCUAACAAGUGAAAGCUUCCCCAUUCUUGGUGCUGCAGUUGUCAUAUCCUUGGAUUUUUCUGCUGCAAUGUUGACAAUGCCUCAGUGUGGUUUACAAACUGCUGCAUCCAGCAUGAAGCUAGCUGGAUUCCUGGAGUUAAGCUGUCAUGUGUUCAGAUAUGCUGGUUUAAGUGGCUUGUGGACCACGCUGUUGUCUUAAAAUGUUGUAGGAAGAUUCUAUAGACAAAAACCCGAUAACAAAUGGGCAAUCUCUCUGGGGAGUUCCUGCAUACCUGGCAUUUCUAGACUUCUGUGGUCCUUGGAAUGAUGAUUCUGGAAUGCAACUGUCAAAGCAUCUGCUGUACAAAACAAAAUGUAAAUCUUGUAUAGCACCAAAAAUUGUAAAUAUUUGAGGCAUACAGGUAUAAAACACCCGUAGCUUUAGCUUGCAUCUAGUUACGGGUUCAUGAUCUUAUAUCCCAUAGCUGUCUACUGCAAAGUGGUUGCAGGCCCUACAGUGAAGGUUAGCGCUUUCUCAGAGUCCGCCCUCACUGUGGCUUAAGCUGGCAUCCUCUUUGCACCAAAUCACAGAUCUUUUUUAAGAAAGUAAGAUACAACCUUCUUCAGUUUUUUCUCCCCAAAAACACACUUAAUUAUCCUGUCCUGUCCCCUCUUAUAGUUUUCAGGAUAAUGGGCACAAGAGGCAAGUUACAAUAAGCCCCUCAUAUUGAGUGGUCCCAUCAUUGACUGCACACUUCAGGUCUUGGAAUAGCUGAGGAUGACUUGUGACAGUGUGGUUUGCUCCCAUCUUUGAAGGAGGUGUAGUGUAUUGACUACACAGGAUGUUUGAAAAGUGACUCCCUCAAGCUACUUCUCUCUUGUGAGGGCAGCAGUUUUGUGAUUUUGGUGGAAAACUGUUCAGUGCAUAAGCAUGCGUGGACAUCUCAAAGUUUUAACAGAAAGAUUAUGGUACUUUAUCUGAUGCACAAUUUAAUCUCUCAGCAGAUAUUUCAGUUUUUAUUUAAACAAACAAAAAAACUUGUGGCCUUGACUCUUAACUUUGUGGAAGGGAAGAGAAUCUAAUUUUCCCUAGAUGAAAGUGGCACUUUCUUUGGCUUCAAAAUUAUUCUAAUUCUACAGAGUUCUUAGUAAACAUGUUCUUGAUAUGCUUCCUCUGUUGUUGUUUUUUAAAGCAGAUAAAAUGGUAAAUGUCUUGAAGUGUUUGCUAUGAAUUGCAUUUAGUUUUUUAAAGGGAUAGUGUAAUUAGGACAACUGAUCUACUUGAGGCUAAAUGUUAAAAAUUAAAUAAUGCUGAUAAUUAUAUAUAUAUAUAAAGGAAAAGAAAGACAUUGUUCUCAACAUUAUUUCUGAAACUGUAUAGGCAAUUCUGAUUUUACCCAGCAGAACCCUUGGGGCAUAUUCACAUUACAAACAUGCUAUCCUGGCUUCCCCCCAAAGAAAAUUGGUUUUGGGUGCUGAGGAUUCCACUGGAGAUCCACAGACCCCUCACAGAACAAAACUUGGGGUAUAGAUAAGUCCCGAGCUGUCACACUCGGAUUGGUUUUCUGCCAUUGAAUGCUCAAAACAAGUAUGCGCGAAUGACGGAGAGGUUGUGGCAGGUCUCAUUGUGUUUCUCAUUCUUGGUUUCUUGUUCACGAAUGAAUUUGCAGUGUAAAUACCCAAUCGUCAUGAUAUCUUUCUUCCCCUAUGUACUCCUUGAUAAUCUGAUUCCAGGUUUGUUAGGGUUAUUUAGAAAGCUCGCCUAUUGUCCAGUAAUGCUGUUUAUGGUAACUUAGUAUCAGCAAGAUUACUGUAGUUAAAUGUUGUGCUUGAGCAUUAGCCAGAUCAUCUUAAUUGUCAGAUGGGGCUUACCUCCUUAAAUUACACAUUUGUGGAUGAUUUGUUAGAUUAGUAGAUUUUUGCUCAGCUUGGGGAAGCCUGGCUGUCGUAAAAGAAUUCCUCCUUUUCCCCUCUUGCAGGUUCAGAGAAACCUCACCUUUUGCACUUUGUGGUUUUUUAGCCAACACAAGAAGAAUGAGAAAAACAAAAUAGUACUGUGACAGGUUGCUUUUGUGUUCUGAGGUUUUGUGUUAAUGGAGAGGGAAAUGUGGCUCCCAACAGCUAACUGAACAGCUGUUUUGUGCAGGGUUUCCAGUUCAGAAAGAUUUUAUCUUGGAAGCAAACUUUUGAACAUCGGAAUGUGGCCACGAACUACUACCUCUCAUAUCUGUAGAGUGGCACUUACCUGCAGUGGUGCUAGACGAACUUCAUCUUAAUACAACCUGAUUGCUUCUCUGUUGCAAUAUAUGGCGGAGUAGGGUUUUCCCCUUAAGAAUCAAAUUAGACCCCACCAUGAUAGUCUAGUCAGAUCCCACACGUUAUAUUGUAUAGUUGUGAAGGGUAAGCAAUAAUAAUGCUGGGAUCCAGAGAACUGAACAAGGUUUGUGUACUUGAGCUAGAGUUGGUCGUGUGUUUCUUAAAGAGCAGCUCCUCCAUGCUACGUGCUUCUGAAACUGAACUUUGAAAGCAGUUUGUGGCGUGGGGGAACACUCCCAAAUCUCACUGGGUGUGCUGAAAAGAACUCUUUGGGUUUUGAUGUAUAUUCUUCAACUUAGCCUUACAGCUAUAAAAUGUAACACCAGUGGUCCACAUUCACUCAUUGCUGAGUUGGGAAGGAAGAAUUAAGCCACAAUUCUAGAAGAGCGCAGUUGAAGUCCAUGUUCCCUUGAGUCUUUUGAGGGCAAAUUUCACCCUCCGUUCAUCUUCCAAACUUGUGCAUUUACCGGUGGCUCUCUGUUGCAUUCUAGUGAGGAGCAUUAGCCGGCCAGAAAUGCUCACCUAAGGGAGAUAGAAUGUUCCAUGUUGGACAUAAACAAUUAUUACCUUGUUUUAUUUUUAAUUGGUUUUUUUCCUGCUAGCCUUCUCAUUCCAACCCCUCUUCUUAAUCUGACGAGAGAGAGCUCAAGGCGUCAGUGUGUACUGGCAAUACCAACACACUUUUGUCUCUUAAAUUCCGUGUAGGGAAGGUUAAGUGCGCUUUGUCAAAGGCGUUUUGUAAUAUGCUGCUAUGUAGCCUUAAUCUUGUAAUGUACUGUGUAUAUAUGCAUAUAUAUACAUGCAUACAAAGUGAGCGGCCCACAGUUCAGAAGCAGAACGUUCUAGUUUGCCGAAGCUAGUGUGGAAAAAGCCACCCCUGGUGGCAGUCCCCAUCCCCCCCCGCCCCCAGCCUGGUUUACUGCUGUUCUGUGUAGCCAAGGUAGAUAGUUCUUUAAAAACUUGGAGAGAGAACAUAAUUUAAAACAGCAGUCACUGCACAUCGUUUUUAACCUAGGCAAGUUUCCAAGGCCAGAUAUUUAAUUUCCUGCCCUGCUCUUCUGUGUUGAAAGACCCAUCUGGUUAGAAAAUCCCAUCUUUGAAUCUGUGUGGGAUUUACAAGAAGAAUAUAGCUUAAGCUGUUCGUUUCUUCUCACUGUCCCCUGCUCAGAACUGGAGCUGAUGUCUUGGGCGAGUCCCGACGUAGAGUGCCAUGAUAAAUGGGUUCCCAAAUAAUCUCCCUGCUUCUGUAUGCUGAAUGAAUGUUUCCACCUUAGCAACAUUUUUGCAGGGAGGCCUGCUAGGAUAAAAGGAGCAGGUCAUAGGCAGACACUGCCAAUAAUGUGGGCUGCUCUCCAUGUUAACUCCCCACCCCAGUAUUUCAGUCCAACCCUUCCAGUAAGUGAGAAAUAGAAAACAUGCUAAUGUGUAUUCCUAAAGCCAGGUUCUCCUUGCUCUUUCUGUGGCCAAGGCUGAGCUCCACAGAAGGAGCGGCUUCUAUGUCUAUUUAGAGCAGUGGUCUUGCUUGCUCCUAGGAAUCUUGGGGUUCCCCAGAAUGUAUUGUCCCUCCAGUGAGAAGAUUGCUUGUCUGCCAGUGCAAAGUGCGCAGCUGCAGCUAGGGAGAGCGAGGUGUUUUUACAGCACGCUCUCAGUUUGCAAGAGGCAACAGCGAGGCCGAACAGGACUGGCCAUUUGCCCCCUGUGAAAGGAGAGCAUGGCCUAAAACGCGCUCAAGAAUCCUCCACAGUAUGCAGGGGGUCUGCAGGAGAUGCUCAAGAUUUUCCCAGGGUGGGAAGUUGAAAAGGGGAAAGUGUGCACGGAGUCCGGGCCUGUGUUGUGGUAGGCAAUUUAUUUUUGCGAAUGUUAUAUUACCAGUUCUGGCAGUCUUCCAUGUUUUUCCAAGGGCAGUGAAAGAGACAUUUGUGGUCUGGUUUUGAUUUUGUGUUUGGCUGCUGCUCGCUGCUUCGUUGAAUUAACCUUGCACUGAGUGGAUCUUUGCAAGUACAAAUCCUCCAGUGAGAUGGAUGGAUAGAGCAUCUCUGCUGGGCUUGCUGGCUUGGCCAUCUCUGUCUUCUUUCAGUGCAACCAUCAGCUGCCUCUGCCAGUCGGAGGUCUUGCUUGCUACAUAUAAUUACAAUCUCUGCUCAGUCUCAUGCUAAUGGGUUUUGUCAAAGUGAAGUGCAGGGCUAUGGAGAAUGGGCAGGGUUGUGGGGGGUUCGUUGCCCUUGGAGUGGAGGUCUUGUUGGGCUGAAUGUACAAUUUCAGUAGUGAGGAAAUAGUUUGAUUUGGUACAGAGUUGAGAAUAUCUCGUGCAAGUGAUAUAACUGAACAUACAUGGAUGUAAUCAACCCAUAUGUAAAUAUACACAUGUUUGUACAUUGUAUUCAUAGAAAGAGAUGUCUGUGUACAUGUGUAUGUAUUUAUAAAAUUGUUUCUCUGCUAGAUAGUAAAUGCAAAAGUAGCUCUAAUUUUAUAUAUAUAUAUAUAUAUAUUAAAAAAAUUCCCCUCUAUAAAUAUAUUAUAUAAAUGCUAGAAGUUAAUUUGUAGUGAAAUAGGACUGAUUUCAGGAAUAUCUGCUGAGAGACCAAAAAGUUCACUUUUAAGUACCUUAAUUAAAGAAUAAAGUUUAUUCCUCUUGUUUAUUUUUUUAUUAAAAAAAAUUAAAUGCACUUUAACUGGUAACACACCCACGGCUGUAUGGUGCAGUUUCAAACAUAUGGAAAUGUUUUAAAAGUGCAGCACCCAUUCAGAAAAUAUUCCUUUCUCACCUGUCAAGCAGAGCGCAGGAAAUGAUUUGAAAUCCCAGGGUCCGAGCUGCCUGUUUGUCUUGCUGCCUGUUGGCUGAAGCUUAGAUUCUGGUUUCCCUAUGGGGUGGGGGCGGGGCUAGCAGACUGCUUUUAAAGAGCAGCAUGGAGACAGCCAGACACUACAGGCUGCUGUCCAAUGAAGGCCAGGUCCUGGAUUUACCACUAGCUAACUAGCAAAAAAUAUCUAUAAAAAGAACCAGUCCAAAUGACAUUUAAGAACUCCUCAUGCUAGUUGAGCACUCCUUACAAUAGCAGGUUUUUGCAAAUGGAGUUUUACAGUCUAUAUUUAAAAAAUUGUAUGUUUGUAACAAAUAAAAAGUAUGCGGAAAAGUGAAUGAACCAUGUA
Hemicordylus capensis (graceful crag lizard) is the source of this 10657-nucleotide messenger RNA. RefSeq names its product purine rich element binding protein B (gene PURB). The transcript has a single exon. The record is from RefSeq and is a predicted model, not a curated record. Gene Ontology annotation, molecular function: RNA polymerase II transcription regulatory region sequence-specific DNA binding; purine-rich negative regulatory element binding; DNA-binding transcription factor activity, RNA polymerase II-specific. Gene Ontology annotation, biological process: regulation of transcription by RNA polymerase II. Bases 411 to 1466 code for a protein of 351 amino acids. Gene Ontology annotation, cellular component: nucleus. NCBI's taxonomy places the organism in Eukaryota, Metazoa, Chordata, Lepidosauria, Squamata, Cordylidae.